Messenger RNA from Diversispora eburnea, 2568 nucleotides. The record is from the annotation of a GenBank genome assembly. NCBI's taxonomy places the organism in Eukaryota, Fungi, Glomeromycota, Glomeromycetes, Diversisporales, Diversisporaceae.
AUGGAGGGACUAGUGGGUGAAAGCUCAAAGACUCUAGUACAACGGAAUAACGUGCCCAUUAUAAACAUCGUAAAUCAUUCCCUUCUACAAGACCCAAAAGAUAUGCCAGAAACCGCUUUUGUUAUUGCUUUUUGCGUUAAAUUUAAUGAAGCUCUUGAUAAUUUACUUUUUUGGCCUGAGGACUUAGACCGAGCAUUAUGCCGUACAGAGGAAAGCCCAUUACUCGACAAAUUACACAGAUUAUUCCUUAAAAACUUAGAAAAUUCGAAUAAAAAGAUCGAAAAGAGGAAAUGGGUGACCACUUUAUCAAAAUUAAUAGACGAUCGGCUUAGAAUCAAUGAUUUUUACACUGACCACAAUCCAAUUAAGUUGGUAAAAUUUGACUAUUACAAACUUAGUGUUCGUGAUAAGGUAAUGAUUAUGCAAUGUUUAGUAAGUUGGCAGCUAAUAAGCUCCAACAAAAUUAAAGAACUUAUCAGACAACAACAUCAUGGAUUAAAUGAAGACGAGAUUCGACCGUUGGAAGUUGAAGUUCUUGGUGAGGACAGUAAAGAUGCACGAUAUUAUUAUUUGGGCAUUGGUGCGAGAAUUUAUCGUGAAACAUUAAUCACGAAUUCAGAUAAUCCAUCAAUAAUGAAUAUUAAAUGGGAAGCAAUUUCGACCACCGUUGAUGAUCUUAAAGCUUUUGUUAAUGACCGUGAUGAGAUCGACCCGGAUCGAUCGGAAAAAGAAAAGGCUCUAUACAUGAAAAUAGUAGGACAGGUUAUCCCUUAUCUUGAGCCGUUAGCAGAGGAAAAGGCACAGAUAGAAACGAAAAUGAAAAUCAGGGAUGAAAAAAGAGAAAUAGAACGAAUCCAUCAACUUAAGAAGAUUGAGCAAUUACAUGGAGAUGCCGAGAUUUUACCUACAAGAUUUCGUUCACGUAAAAACAAAUCUUCGAAUACGAUUAAUAAUGCUUCUAGAAUUAGCAUUUCUAAAGGAAAUAAUUUAUCAAACGAAAACAGUGCUAUUAAAACUAGUAAUUCAUCAAACGAAAACAAUGAUGUUAAAAUUAAUAAUUUAUCAAACGAAAACAGUGCUAUUAAGUCUUCAUCCGGUAAUUUAGAUUUAUGCAAUAACAUCAUUACUGAUGAUAAUGAAAAUAAUAUUUCUAUUUCUUCUACUAUCGCUAAUGAUCAUGAAAACGAUGAUCAAAACAAAAGAAAUAUUAAAAGGAAUAAAGCCAAAAGCGUUAAUAAAGGCAAAAAACCGAUCAACAAAAUCACAUCAUCGGAUGAAAAAUCGGUUGACUCAGGACCGAUUUCCGAUCAAGUUAUUUUGGAUGAUAUUAAUGGAAACAUUUUGAAUAAUGGUGAUGAUCCUAUGAUUGGAUCCUCGAAAAAUGUGCGAAUUAGGAAUAAACGACGUAAAGAAAAUCAUUCUCAUGAAAACGACCUAAAUUUUAUUGAUUGCUCAAAUGAGAAAAAUGUAGCUACAGAUAUUAAUUUCGAUGAUAUACCUAGUCUUUUGACGAUUAAAAAUGAUUACGGAAGUUGCGCUCGUCGAAUAAAACCCAUCACUGACGCAAAUAAGGCAAAAAAUAAAUUAACUUGUAGUGAAAAUAUGAUUGAUAAAUUUAAAUUAGAAGCAUCUUUAGCAUCCUUAGCAUCAUUGGAAGCCUCUCAAUCUUCCCCAGAUAUGGUCGAGUUAAGUACCCCUUCGAUGGAAAGAGACGAAAGAGAUGAAAGAGACUACAGUGAUCCCGAAACCACCAAUGAGAUUAGUAAUCACGUGAAUGAAAGACCAUGUGAAAAUGAAAAUACGCAAAAAACGUCAAAGAUGGCAUUGGACAAUUUGCUAAUUCAUGAACCCUCUAAUGAAAUUAUGACUCUUGACGUAUUUAAUUCAAGAAAUUCCUUGUCUAUCAAUGAUAAUAUCUAUGAUAUCGAAUCAAAAAUCCUUUAUAAUGGAUCAGAUCAAACUUCGUUAAACGCUCUUGCUACUGUUGCAUCCAUGGUUCCUCCCGUUAGAACAGAUAGAGCAUCUGUCAAUGAUACGAAUAACGAUUCAUUAAUGGAUAAAAACAAUGAUAAUUUAGAACUAGAGAAUAAAAUAAAUGAUUCUUCACACCUAAGUAGAAACAAGACUUCGGUCGCCUCUCUACUUAAUAAUAAUGAAGAAAUAUCCACCAAUCAAGAAAAUUCUACCGAUCUCAUGCCUUCAUAUGCAAAUAUAGACAAUAUAAAUGUAGAAGAAAAUUCAGGUGUAAACAAGAGUCAAAAGCUUUUAAGUGAUUCACCAUCUGAAGAUUUUAACAAGGUUUCGAAAAAGAAUAAACAACCAACUGAUGAUUCAUGGCUGACCUCCAAGAGAGUUAAGACCGUCGAUAGUCCAACGACCACGACUUCCAGGAAUGUAAGUUUUGCUCCCGUCCAUAAUCUACUCGGAUGGUCGUUGGACCAUGAGUUCUUCGAAGGGCAAACGAGUGACGAAGAGGAUCAAAACUCAGUAGAUGAGGUAUUUGGGAUUCCAGGGGAGACCGAUCUUUCAGAUGUUGGAUCUGAAGAUACGGUCUUCACGGAGAGUUAA